UUGUGGUUGUCCAGAGGCAGUGGGCAGCCUGGAACAGGCACAGGGUGGAGUCUGGACACCAGCAUUGCCUGGUGCUGGCACGGUGGGCACAGCCCCUUAGAGAUAAGAGGCAUUCGGGACGGUCUGGAGGCCUCAAGAGGGGUGGUGUGUCGGGUGCACCCGAGUGCAGGGAGGAACGUCACCGGCAGUGUGAACCGGAGACAAGGCUGAAGGGAGAGGUGGAGGUGGUCUGGGAGCAGCUACAGAGGCUGUGUGUGGCCGGAUUAGGUGGACGGAGCGGUGGGGAGAAUGGAUGUGUCCUGCAGUCGUGGCCAGGGCUCAGCAUCCCCCUCACCAUGAGGAGCAAGAGCAUGAAGCUGACUCUGCACGCUGGGGCUUCUGGCUUGGGGCCCGUGAGGAGGGACCUGGGGUCUGUGGAGGCUGCCUGGGCUGGAGGCCGUCGUCAGCCCAUCUCCGAGUCUGGCACAGCCAGGUCUGGAACUGGUGGAGAGUGCAAAUUCACCUGUACCAGCGGUAAAUGCUUGUAUCUUGGUUCACUGGUCUGUAACCAACAGAAUGACUGUGGGGACAACAGUGACGAAGACAACUGUCUCCUGGUGACUGAGCGUCCGCCUCCAGCCAUCUUCAGUUCGGAGCUGGAGUUUGCGCAGAUCAUCAUCAUCGUCGUGGUGGUCACCGUGAUGCUCGUGGUCGUCGUCUGCCUGCUGAGCCACUACAAGGUCUCCACACGCUCCUUCAUCCAGCGCCCAGGCCCAGGCAGGCGGCCAGGGGAAGGGCCGCCACGGGAGGGGCACCUGUGGCCUCCAGAUGCUGCUGUGCUGCGGCCCGGAGCCUUGGAGGUAAGAGGGGUGAGGGUGGGAGCCACUGCACCGGGCACUGCCCUGGAAGGGACCCUGAUGCAUCUGAACCCCCUCCCCCCCUGGGAGGGGACAGGCUGAGACCAACUGUGACUGCGCUGCUGCCUUUGUGGCCUUGUACACGUGUCAGUGGUCACACACCCUUGUGCACUGACAUCUCUGGGCAGAGACAGCGUGGUGUGGGGCACGCAGCCUGGGCCCAUGCUGGGCACAGAUCCACUGUCAUACUCACUCUGGCAUUCAGGCUAACAAUGACAAGGAGCUACAGAAAACUAUCUAGCACCCCAAAAACUAGGAAUCUGGAAACCAGAAAGGAAAAAGAGGGGUCCUUUUUCUUUUACAGAAAGCGCUGAAACCGUUCAGCCUCUCAGAUUGCUGUGGGGGACCUGGGCCUGGACUCUUGGAGGAGCUGGGGUCCCCUUCCCUAGGCAGACCUGCCCAUGUCCCUGGCCCCCGUCGGCCUGUCCCUGCUCCACCCCCCCAACUGUCCAUGUGACCCAGUCGGACCCCGUCUGUCCCGUCCCCGCUCUAUCCCCGUGUCUCCUG
Messenger RNA from Fukomys damarensis (Damara mole-rat), 1403 nucleotides. It is a transcript of the gene Ldlrad4, whose product is annotated as low density lipoprotein receptor class A domain containing 4. The transcript is spliced from 4 exons. Lineage: Eukaryota; Metazoa; Chordata; Mammalia; Rodentia; Bathyergidae. Gene Ontology annotation, biological process: negative regulation of transforming growth factor beta receptor signaling pathway. The coding region runs from base 336 to 938 and encodes 200 amino acids. Gene Ontology annotation, molecular function: R-SMAD binding. The record is from RefSeq and is a predicted model, not a curated record. Gene Ontology annotation, cellular component: early endosome membrane; Golgi membrane.